AUGAUAAAGAAGGAUUGGGUGGAGUUACCUCCACACAGUCAAAGUUAUAAGGACGGUGUAAAUUACUUUUUGGAUAUUGCAUUCACCAAAGGAAUGGUUGAAGAAGAAGAGAUUUUGUGUCCUUGUUCUGUAUGUUGCAAUGAUAGUUGGGAACAAUGUAUCAAUGAAGAUGUUGAAAAGGACGAUAUAAAUGAUGAAAUUCAAGAGGACGACAUAAAUGAUAAAAUUCAAGAGGACGACCUAAAUGAUAAAAUUCAAGAGGACGACGUAGAUGACGAAUUUCAAGAGGACGACAUAGAUCUAGUUGAUGAAUUUCAAGAGGAGGAUAUAGAUGGUGAAUUUCAAGAGGACGACGUAGAUGAAGAAUUUAUGGAGGAUGACAUAUCUAUUGAAUUUCAAGAGGACGAUCUGGAUGCUUUACUCCUAGAAGACAAACUUGAAUGA
Molecule: messenger RNA, 444 nt
Organism: Vicia faba (fava bean)
Lineage: Eukaryota; Viridiplantae; Streptophyta; Magnoliopsida; Fabales; Fabaceae
Source: the annotation of a GenBank genome assembly